Messenger RNA from Tympanuchus pallidicinctus (lesser prairie-chicken), 5793 nucleotides. RefSeq names its product mucin 6, oligomeric mucus/gel-forming (gene MUC6). Gene Ontology annotation, cellular component: extracellular matrix. The record is from RefSeq and is a predicted model, not a curated record. NCBI's taxonomy places the organism in Eukaryota, Metazoa, Chordata, Aves, Galliformes, Phasianidae. Gene Ontology annotation, molecular function: protein binding. The transcript is spliced from 34 exons. Bases 1 to 5793 code for a protein of 1930 amino acids.
AUGGAAGAGGAGUACUUUGUGUCAACAGUUUUAAGCAAGGAUUCCUGUUCUACCUGGGGCGGAGGGCAUUUUUCAACUUUUGAUAAAUAUCAGUAUGACUUCACUGGGACUUGCAACUAUAUCUUUGCAACUGUAUGUGAUGAAUCCAGUCCAGACUUCAACAUUCAGUUCCGCCGCGGGCUGGACAAAAAAAUUGCAAGGAUCAUUAUUGAACUGGGUCCUUCUGUCAUCAUUGUUGAGAAAGACAGCAUUUCUGUCAGGAGUGUCGGUGUCAUCAAGCUGCCUUAUGCCAGCAAUGGAAUUCAAAUAGCACCUUAUGGGCGCAGUGUCCGCCUUGUUGCCAAGCUGAUGGAGAUGGAACUAGUUGUCAUGUGGAACAAUGAGGACUACCUCAUGGUUUUGACUGAAAAAAAAUACAUGGGGAAGACCUGUGGAAUGUGUGGAAAUUAUGAUGGCUAUGAACUAAAUGACUUUGUGAGUGAAGGUAAAUUACUGGAUACAUACAAGUUUGCUGCAUUACAAAAAAUGGAUGAUCCAUCAGAGAUCUGUCUGUCUGAGGAGAUAUCAAUUCCUUCCAUUCCUCACAAAAAAUACGCCGUGAUCUGCUCUCAGCUGCUUAACCUGGUGUCACCAACCUGCAGUGUUCCAAAAGAUGGGUUUGUCACUCGUUGUCAGCUUGACAUGCAGGACUGCAGUGAGCCAGGACAAAAGAAUUGUACUUGCUCUACACUGUCAGAGUAUUCAAGGCAAUGUGCUAUGUCUCAUCAAGUGGUGUUCAACUGGAGGACUGAAAACUUCUGCUCUGUGGGGAAAUGUUCUGCUAAUCAAAUCUACGAGGAGUGUGGUUCUCCAUGUAUUAAAACCUGCUCCAACCCUGAGUACAGCUGUUCCAGUCACUGUACCUAUGGUUGCUUUUGUCCAGAAGGAACAGUUCUUGAUGACAUCUCAAAGAAUCGCACAUGUGUUCACCUUGAGCAGUGCCCAUGUACACUGAAUGGGGAAACAUACGCUCCUGGUGAUACAAUGAAAGCAGCAUGUAGAACUUGUAAAUGUACAAUGGGUCAAUGGAAUUGCAAAGAGUUGCCCUGCCCUGGAAGGUGCUCAUUGGAAGGAGGUUCCUUUGUUACCACAUUUGAUUCUAGAUCAUACAGGUUUCAUGGAGUUUGCACUUACAUUCUUAUGAAGAGUUCCAGCCUGCCACACAAUGGAACCCUAAUGGCUAUUUAUGAAAAGUCUGGUUAUUCUCAUUCUGAGACAUCGCUUAGUGCUAUAAUUUACCUGUCUACAAAGGACAAAAUUGUGAUUUCUCAGAAUGAAUUCCUUACUGAUGAUGAUGAACUUAAGCGGCUACCUUACAAAUCAGGAGACAUCACUAUUUUCAAACAAUCCUCGAUGUUCAUUCAAAUGCAUACAGAAUUUGGUCUGGAACUCAUUGUUCAAACAUCACCUGUGUUCCAGGCCUAUGUUAAAGUCAGUUCACAAUUCCAAGGCAGAACCCUAGGUUUGUGUGGUAAUUACAAUGGAGACACUACAGAUGACUUCAUGACUAGUAUGGAUAUCACUGAAGGAACAGCUUCCCUAUUUGUAGAUUCCUGGAGGGCAGGAAAUUGCCUUCCUGCUAUGGAGAGAGAGACUGACCCUUGUGCUUUGAGUCAGCUGAACAAAAUAUCUGCUGAGACUCAUUGCUCCAUUCUAACGAAGAAGGGUACAGUGUUUGAGAAAUGCCAUGCUGUGGUAAACCCUACUCCUUUCUACAAGAGAUGCGUCUACCAAGCCUGUAAUUAUGAAGAGACCUUUCCUUAUAUUUGCUCUGCUCUGGGAUCAUAUGCACGAACAUGCAGUGCAAUGGGUUUAAUCCUUGAGAACUGGAGAAACAGUAUGGACAAUUGCACCAUUACUUGUACUGGCAAUCAAACAUUCAGCUACAACACUCAGGCAUGUGAAAGGACAUGCUUGUCACUCUCCAACCCAACCCUGGAAUGUCACCCAACUGACAUCCCAAUUGAAGGCUGCCAUUGUCCUAAAGGGAUGUAUCUGAACCACAAGAAUGAAUGCGUUCGUAAAUCCCAUUGUCCCUGCUAUUUAGAAGAUAGGAAGUACAUCUUACCUGAUCAGUCAACAAUGACUGGUGGCAUAACCUGCUACUGUGUUAAUGGGAGGCUAAGUUGCACUGGCAAACUUCAAAAUCCUGCAGAAAACUGCAAAGCGCCUAAGAAAUAUAUAUCAUGUUCUGACAGCUUGGAAAACAAGUAUGGAGCUGCAUGUGCCCCUACUUGUCAAAUGCUGGCUACUGGAAUUGAAUGUAUUCCUACUAAAUGUGAAUCAGGCUGUGUCUGUGCUGAUGGGCUAUAUGAAAAUCUUGAUGGCAGGUGUGUUCCAGCUGAAGAGUGUCCUUGUGAAUAUGGAGGCCUUUCAUAUAGAAAAGGUGAACAGAUCCAAACUGAAUGUGAAAUCUGCACUUGCAGAAAAGGCAAAUGGAAAUGUGUUCAGAAAUCAAGAUGUUCCUCAACAUGUAAUCUGUACGGAGAAGGCCAUAUCACCACUUUUGAUGGACAGCGUUUUGUGUUUGAUGGCAACUGUGAAUACAUAUUAGCUAUGGACGGCUGCAAUGUUAAUAGACCUCUUUCCUCUUUUAAAAUUGUUACUGAGAAUGUCAUUUGUGGGAAAUCAGGGGUUACGUGCUCUAGAUCCAUCAGCAUUUACCUUGGGAACUUGACUAUUAUACUGCGAGAUGAAACCUUCUCUAUUUCUGGGAAAAAUCUUCAAGUGAGGUAUAAUGUGAAAAAGAAUGCCCUCCACCUGAUGUUUGAUAUCAUUAUCCCAGGAAAAUAUAACAUGACUCUUGUAUGGAAUAAGCACAUGAACUUCUUCAUCAAGAUCUCCAGGGAAACACAGGAAACUAUCUGUGGUUUGUGCGGAAACUAUAAUGGCAAUAUGAAAGAUGAUUUUGAAACCCGAAGCAAGUAUGUGGCAUCAAAUGAACUGGAAUUUGUGAAUUCUUGGAAGGAGAAUCCUCUCUGUGGGGAUGUAUACUUUGUAGUGGACCCCUGUAGCAAGAACCCUUAUCGUAAAGCUUGGGCAGAAAAGACAUGUUCCAUCAUCAACAGUCAAGUCUUUUCUGCCUGUCACAAUAAGGUGAAUCGUAUGCCCUAUUAUGAGGCCUGUGUCCGAGACUCAUGUGGUUGUGACAUUGGAGGUGAUUGUGAAUGCAUGUGUGAUGCCAUUGCAGUGUAUGCAAUGGCCUGUUUAGAUAAGGGAAUCUGCAUCGACUGGAGGACUCCUGAGUUUUGCCCUGUCUACUGUGAGUAUUACAAUUCUCACAGAAAAACAGGAAGUGGGGAUGCUUAUUCCUACGGCUCCAGUGUCAACUGCACCUGGCAUUACAGACCUUGUAAUUGUCCAAAUCAAUACUACAAAUAUAUGAACAUUGAAGGCUGUUACAACUGCUCUCAUGAUGAAUAUUUUGACUAUGAGAAAGAAAAAUGCAUGCCAUGUGCAAUGCAGCCUAAAGCAACAGGAAUCUCUACUGCAGUCACAUUAUCCACAGCUACCCAAUCAACAUCACCUAGUACUUCUUCUGCAUCUACUGUACCAACUGAGCCCAGAAAUCUCACUGUAACCUCAAAAAUCACAGUCCCAAGAACUUCUUCAUCAUCACCUCUUGUCACAAUGAAGUCAACAACCGAACAUACAACAUCAAUUUUUGCUAUGCCAAGCAUGACCUCUACAGUAACUACACCUUCCAUAACUACCUCAGCGAAAGGAACCAUCUUCACUGAACCAAAAUCUACAACUACUGCCUCAGUAACCAUUGUUACAACAGAGACAGAAAAAACAAGGUUCACUACACCACUCUUAGAGACUACUGUCAAAGAAGAAAUGACAACCAUCUCAGUACCUUAUACUACAUCUCAGAUUGCAACUUUCAGCAAGCCUGAACUAACAACAGUAGAGGCCAGCACCACCAGCAGUACAGAAGUUCCUCUGACAAGGAUACCUGUGAGCCCCACCUCUUUACCUGCCACCACAGCUGUAUCUGUUUCUUUCCCCUCAUCUCCAUCCUCAACACGGCUGAGACCAUCACAUCCAGCCUCCAAGACAACUGUGCUGCCUCUCACCACAGAGAAGACUACCCCUGUCACAUCUUUCACCAGCACCUCCAAGACUUCUGUCUCCAUUGAAGCCAGCCCCACUACCAGCCCAGAAAUCCCACUGACAACAUCUCCUGUCCUCAGCAGCACCCUCAGCACCAGGCUACCAACUCCUGCCCCAUCAACACUCUUCUCCACCUCACCUCCAAUCUCCAUGCCAAAAACAAUUCCUACAGCGCUAAGACCCAAGCCUUCUUCCCCAACAACCAGUGCUUCAACAGAGUUGCUGAUACCUGCAUCCUCCACACCCUCCACAGCCAAAACCAGUCUGCUGUCAUCAUCAGCAUCUUCCCCUUACUCAACUAUGUCCUCGACAGCACUAAGCACAUCACAUCUCGCAUCCACUCACAAAAUGACAACUGUGCCACCCAUUGUGCCUCCAGUCACCACAGAGAAGACUACUCCCACUGUGUCUGCCACCAGCGCCUUUAAGACCUCCAUCUCCAGUGAGGCCAGCCUGACCAGCAGCCCAGAAGUCCCACUGACAACGACAUCCCCUGCUCCCAGUAUCACUCUCAGCACUAGCUUACCAUCUGCUGCUCCAUCCACACUCUUCUCCACAUUGCUCCCAACUUCCACUCCAAAGUCCACGCCUACAACCCUAUGGCCCAAGCUGUCUUCUCUAACAACCAGUGCUCCAACAGAGUCGCCUACACCUGCAUCCUCCACACUCUCCACAGCCAAAACCAGCCUGCUGCCAUCAUCAGCAUCUUCUCCCUUCUCAACUAUAUCCUCAACAGUACUGAGCACAUCUCUUCCCGCUUUCACCCAUGAAACAACAACUGUGCUGCACAUGGUGCCGUAUAUCACCACGGAGAGGACCACUGCCACACCUGUUACCACCAGCACCUCCAAGACCACUGUCUCUAGUGAGGCCAGCCCCAGCAGCAGCCCAGAAGUCCCCCUGACAACGACAUUCCCUGCCCCCAGCAGCACUCCCAGCACCAGGCUGCCAUCUUCUGCCCCAUCCACAGUCACCUCCUCUCCUCCGACCUCCACAAUGAAGUCCACACCUACAACACUAAGGCCCAAGCCCUCUUCCCCACUGACUAGUGCUCAAACGGAGUUUACCACACCUGCUUCCUCCACACUCUCCACAGUCAAAACCAGUCCAGUGCUGUCAUUAGCAUCUUCCACUUCUUCGUCUGUGUCCUCCACAGCACUGAGAACAUCGCAUCCCACCUCCACCCAGAAAAUAACAACUGUGCCACACAUUGUGCUGCCAGUCACCACAGAGAAGACUACUCUCACUGUGUCUGCCACCAGCACCUCCACAACCCCUGUCUCCAUUGAGGCCAGCCCCACCAGCAGCCCAGAAGUCCCGCUGACAACAUCCCGUGCCCCCAGCAGCACUCUCAGCACAAGGCUGCCAUCUGCUGCUCCAUCCACACUCUCCUCCACACCGAAGAUCAGGCGUACAACCCUGCUGCUUAAGCCUUCCUCCAUGACAGCCAGUGCUCCAGCAGAGUCGCCUACACCUGCAUCAACCUCACCCUCCACAGCCAAAACCAGCCUCUUGUCAUUGUCUCCAUCUUCCUUCUCUACUGUGUCCUCAACAGCACCGAGCACAUCAUAUGCCAGUAUUGGAGUUAUCGUGCUGGGGCUCAGGUCUCACACUUGGAGCCUGCCCUGUGCAUCAUGA